CGACUCUUUGUUGUAUUCAAAAUAACCAAGAUGUCUUGGCAAACGAAAGUCAUUGCUCUCGGCCGAAGGCCAGCUCUCAACGGAACGACAACGUCAAGUACUUCAUUCUGUCAAAACAUGAAAAUAUGUGUGGCUAGUCCCACGCUUGUUCACCGGGGUCUACAUCACAAGGUAUACCACCCUGCUCCAAAAUCAUUAAGCAGAAGGAAUCCUCUUCCCUGCCAUGUGUUAUUCACGUCUGCUGCACCAUUAAGGCACAUCAGUUCCGGCGUCAUUGAUAAAAUGACGGACGUAGCUGACUUGAUGAUUCAAGAGCCUUCUCUGGGAUCUCUAGGCAUUGGCCACUUUUGGACACCGUGGGGUUUGGCGCAGCAAUACAUUGGACUCCUUCACACCGGCAUGGGCCUCCCAUGGUGGGCGUCCAUCGUGACCAGCCCAAUAUUGAUUAGAGCUUGUCUCUUUCCACUUCUCUGGCAAGCCCAGAAGGACUACCACCGCUUCGAAACUGAAGCAAAGAGAUUAACUCCUGACAUCGAGUACGAAAGGUUUUACUAUGUGCUGAAAGAGAACGCCGCUCCUCGUAAGCUGUUCGUGGCCAACGGUGCGGCCUUGAUCCUCAUGCUCUUUGCCAUUAACGGGAUGGCCACCUGCCCUGUCCCUAGUUUCACCCACGGGGGCUUGCUGUGGUUUAAGGACCUCACCUCUGCCGACUAUGUUUUCGGAUUACCACUGGUUACUGCGCUGGCGACAUUGCAGGCCAAGCCAAUAUCCAGGUUCUUCGGAAAGCCAAAAUUCAUUAACCACCAGACUUUUGGUUCGAUUUUCACAGCGGUGCUUUUCGCCUUUGUAACAAAGAUGCCGUCGGCCGUGCUGCUCUAUUGGUUGAGCCACAACUGCAUCUCAAUUAUGCAAAAUGAACUCAUGAAGAAUGCACGCGCACGUGAAUUUCUAAAACUUCCGCCAAAUCCGGGAGCUCAGUAGGACUGAUGACCACACGUUUUUUAAAAAGACUGUUGUUAGUUUAAUUUUAUUUUUUGACAACUUUGCGGUUUUUAAACAAUAUUUGCAUAUACCAAAUUUUAUAUUUUCGUACUUUGUUUUAAAAAAAGUUAUUCUUAUCCUAAUUCAUUUCAAGUUACAUUGCUUCAUAAUCAUAGCCUAUGGGGGCCGGGGGUGGGUGCUACUUACUAAUAAUCAUAUCACAAU
Messenger RNA from Lymnaea stagnalis (great pond snail), 1206 nucleotides. NCBI's taxonomy places the organism in Eukaryota, Metazoa, Mollusca, Gastropoda, Lymnaeidae. The record is from the annotation of a GenBank genome assembly.